GUUUUCUCUGGCCAGGUCUAGCUAAUCCGGCUCGAGUGUGCUUUUGGUACCGUUGUGCCCCCGGGAGGAGGGUAGUCGUUACCCGCUCGCGGGCCGACGCGAAUAGUGAGAUUUGGUGCUCUCACCAGUUGCCGUCACCUCCGUCCCAGCUUGUCCUCGGGGACUUUCCGUCUUAGAGUCGCCCGGGAGAGGCAGGGGCCCCUGGGAUCGGUCCGCGAAAGCUAGGGGCCCAUCCUCGCUGCGAGUUCGGAUGGGAGGUGGCGGGAGGAGCUACCUGGGAUGUUCAGUCUGAUGGCCAAUUGCUGCAACUGGUUCAAGCGGUGGCGGGAGCCUGUCAGAAAGGUGACUCUUGUGAUGGUGGGACUUGAUAAUGCUGGCAAAACGGCAACAGCAAAAGGAAUCCAAGGAGAACAUCCUGAAGAUGUAGCUCCUACCGUUGGAUUUUCUAAAAUUGACCUUAGACAAGGAAAGUUUGAAGUCACCAUCUUUGACUUGGGAGGUGGCAAAAGAAUUCGGGGAAUUUGGAAGAAUUACUAUGCUGAGUCCUAUGGGGUAAUAUUUGUUGUGGAUUCCAGUGAUGAAGAGAGAAUGGAAGAGACAAAAGAGACAAUGUCAGAAGUGUUAAGACAUCCUAGGAUAUCUGGAAAGCCUGUACUGGUGUUGGCAAAUAAACAAGACAAGGAAGGGGCUUUGGGUGAAGCUGAUGUGAUUGAAUGUCUCUCUUUGGAAAAACUGGUCAAUGAGCACAAGUGCCUGUGUCAGAUAGAACCUUGUUCAGCAGUUUUGGGAUAUGGAAAGAAAAUUGACAAGUCCAUUAAAAAAGGCCUUUAUUGGCUUCUACAUAACAUUGCAAGAGACUUUGAUGCCUUAAAUGAACGUAUCCAAAAAGACACAACAGAACAAAGAGCUCUUGAGGAACAGGAGAAAAGAGAAAGGGCUGAGCGAGUGCGAAAAUUACGAGAAGAAAGAGAACAAAGAGAACGAGAGCAAUCUGAUGAAACCAGUGGUCUGGCUGAGUUGGACCCAGAACCAGUUACUGUUAAUCCUUUCCAGCCAAUAGCAUCUGUAAUCAUUGAGAAUGAAAAAAAACUUGAAAAAGAGAAGAAGAAGCAAACGAUGGAGACAGACAGUGAUGGUUGCCUGCUGCAACAUAAAAUUGAGCCUGAGCAAAUAGAGACAGAGAAUCAGAUUGGUGACAGCAGCCAAAAACACAAUGAACUUGAAAUAGUAGAAAAUUAUAAGGAGGCAUUAACACAGCAGUUGGAGAAUGAAGAAGAGACAGACCAUCGAGCAUCAGAAUCAGAUAACAGUAAAAAGAAAACUAAGAAACUGAGAAUGAAAAGGAGUCACCGGGUAGAACCAGUUAAUACUGAUGAUGCUGCUCCUAAGAGUCCAACACCACCUCCACCUCCACCUCCUGUUGGCUGGGGAACCCCCAAAGUCACUAGACUUCCAAAACUUGAGCCUCUUGGUGAAACACGUCAUAAUGAUUUCUAUGGGAAGCCGCUGCCUCCCCUAACUGUGCGACAGAGACCUAAUGGUGAUGCUCAUGAUGUGAUAUCAUAACCAAAUCAUAUGGAUUGGCACGCUUAAUAUCAGCAAGGUGAACUGGGACCGCCUUCUCAGAAGAAGAAAAACUUUUGAGCAUUGAUGACUGGGGCAAUAAAAUCAUAAUGAUUUUAGUGAGGGAAUUAAUAGCCAAGGACCUGAUCUGAUAAUUAACUUCUCCAUAUUCUUCACACAGAAUAACCAGUUGAUGGGAUGAAUAACAUUUGGACCACGUUAAUAGGAGUUAGUGUUGACUCCUUGGUUUUUAUAUCCCCACUUAUGGGCAAAUUCCUGAAAGAAAACUUCUUCAGAAAUAGAGCCAAUGGACUCUAUGUACUUUAUUAUUUGUUUACUACUCUGUAUUUCUAUAUAACAAACAUUUUUUUAUAAGAUACAUGGGCAUGGAAGGAAACUCCUGGGAAUUUAUAAACUAAAUUUUUAACUUUUUAUAUUUUUCUAAAAUUUUUGUUUAAUUGCUAUUAUCUUGAUUGUGCACUUUUCUACAGAUUUUUUUUUAUUUGUGUGUGGAAAAUAGAGUUAAUUUACUUGAGAAACAUGAACUGUACAAACAGGAUAUAUUUAUAUGACUUAAGUUUUAUAAUAGCAUUGUUCUUAGUGUGUAAAUCCUAAUUUGACUUUAUUUUAAAAUAAUCUUUUUAAAAAGCAGAUACUCAGUCUUUAUUCUACCAAAUUAUGUGAUUUGAAAGCAUUAUUCAAGGAAAUCAUUCAAUUUUAUUGUUUUUGUUUUCUUUGAUAAUUUCAAUAAAUGAGAAUUAAAAUACUUUUAUUAACCUAAUUAUUUAAUUAAUAAAAAUGUGUUAUGAGAUAUUACUGAAAGUUCCAAGAAACCCGUUUUAAAGGUUAAGACACUUUCAGAGAUCAAGGUGGUCCCUAUUAUGACUACUGUCAGAAACCAUAGUGAAUCUUUUAUGUUAUUCUAAUUCUUUCAUGCCUUGAAAUUAUAGGCAAAAAGACUGAAAAAAAAAAAAAAAACUACUGCA
This is a messenger RNA of Sciurus carolinensis (gray squirrel), 2549 nucleotides long. It is a transcript of the gene Arl13b, whose product is annotated as ADP ribosylation factor like GTPase 13B. The transcript has 10 exons. Bases 280 to 1566 code for a protein of 428 amino acids. Gene Ontology annotation, biological process: receptor localization to non-motile cilium; non-motile cilium assembly. Gene Ontology annotation, molecular function: GTPase activity; GTP binding. Gene Ontology annotation, cellular component: non-motile cilium; ciliary membrane; motile cilium. Lineage: Eukaryota; Metazoa; Chordata; Mammalia; Rodentia; Sciuridae. The record is from RefSeq and is a predicted model, not a curated record.